GCGUGUCGGAGAGCCAGGCGGAGAGACAGUGAAGCCUGAACUGAGCAGCGAACUGUUGGGAAGUGACUGGCGGACAGACCCCUGCUCGCUGCCGGCCGCCCUCUCGCCCGCCGCGGACUCUCGCCUCGUUUGUAUGAGACAGGACGUCAACUUUGGUCGCUCCGGCAGAGCUUCAGGGUGUUGAAGAUGGCUGUGUGGAUCCAGGCCCAGCAGCUUCAGGGAGAUGCCCUGCACCAGAUGCAGUCGCUGUACGGUCAACACUUUCCCAUCGAGGUGCGACAUUACCUGUCCCAUUGGAUAGAGGGCCAGCUCUGGGAUGCCAUAGACCUGGAGAACCCCCAGGAAGAGUUCAAGGCCAAACGCCUGCUGGACAGCCUCAUACAGGAGCUGCAAAACAAAGCUGAGCACCAGGUCGGAGAGGAUGGCUUCCUGCUUAAAAUCAAACUGGGACACUACGCCAACCAGCUCAAGAGCACGUAUGAUCGCUGUCCCUUGGAGCUGGUGCGAUGUAUCAAACACAUCCUCUACACAGAGCAGCGGCUCGUCAGAGAGGCCACCAAUUCGAGCUCUCCGGUUGGCGGGAUGAUGGACAGCAUGUCUCAGAAAUACCAGCAGAUCAACCAGGCUUUCGAGGAGCUUCGCUUGCUCACCCAAGACACUGAAAAUGACCUGCGCAAGCUCCAGCACAACCAGGAGUACUUCAUCAUCCAGUACCAGGAGAGCCUCCGCAUCCAGGCUCAGCUGACCAGCCUGGCCACACUGCCCCCUGCUGACCGGCAGCUCCGGGAGCCGGCCCUCCUCAGCAAGAGAGCCACCGUGGAGGCCUGGCUGACAAGAGAGGCCAACACACUACAGAAGUACAGACUGGACCUGGCAGAGAAGCACCAGAAAACACUGCAGCUGUUGAGGAAGCAGCAGACGCUCAUUCUGGAUGACGAGUUGAUCCAGUGGAAGAGACGGCAACAGCUGGCGGGGAACGGAGGCCCACCGGAGGGAGGCCUGGACAUCCUUCAGUCCUGGUGCGAGAAGCUGGCAGAAACCAUUUGGCAAAACAGGCAGCAGAUCCGGAGGGCAGAGCACCUCAGACAGCAGCUCCCCAUCCCCGGACCGAUUGAGGAGCUGCUCAAUGAACUCAACAGUACCAUCACCGACAUCAUCUCAGCACUGGUCACCAGCACGUUCAUCAUCGAGAAGCAGCCUCCCCAGGUUCUCAAAACCCAAACUAAGUUUGCCGCCACGGUCCGCCUCCUGGUUGGCGGGAAGUUAAAUGUGCACAUGAACCCUCCACAAGUCAAAGCCACCAUCAUCAGUGAGCAACAAGCCAAGGCCCUGCUGAAGAAUGAAAACACAAGGAAUGAAAGCAGCGGAGAGAUUCUCAACAACAAUUGUGUGAUGGAGUACCACCAGACUACAGGCACGCUCAGCGCACAUUUCAGGAACAUGUCUUUAAAGAGGAUCAAACGGUCGGACAGACGAGGAGCAGAAUCGGUCACGGAAGAGAAGUUCACCAUUCUGUUCGAGUCCCAGUUUAGUGUCGGAAGCAAUGAGCUCGUCUUCCAAGUGAAGACGCUUUCGCUUCCUGUAGUGGUGAUAGUUCACGGUAGCCAAGACAAUAAUGCCACAGCAACUGUGCUGUGGGACAAUGCUUUUGCAGAGCCGGGACGGGUGCCUUUCCUCGUGCCAGAUAAAGUGCUUUGGCCGCAGCUGUGCGAUGCCAUCAACAUGAAGUACAAGGCGGAGGUGCAGAGCAACCGGGGCCUGUCCGAGGAGAACCUGGUCUUCCUGGCCCAGAAGGCCUUCAGCAGCUCCAGCAACAACCCCGACGACUACCGGAGCAUGACCAUGACCUGGUCACAGUUUAACAGGGAAAGCCUCCCCGGCAGGAAUUUCACGUUUUGGCAGUGGUUUGAUGGCGUGAUGGAACUCACAAAGAAGCAUCUGAAACCACACUGGAAUGAUGGCGCUAUCUUGGGCUUCGUGAACAAGCAGCAGGCUCAGGACAUGCUGAUGUCCAAACCCAACGGUACCUUCCUCCUGCGCUUCAGUGACUCUGAGAUCGGAGGGAUCACAAUCGCAUGGGUGGCAGAAAAUCCCAACAAAGCAGGGGAAAGGAUGGUGUGGAACCUAAUGCCCUACACGACCAAAGACUUCUCCAUCCGCUCUCUGGCUGACCGAAUCAGCGAUCUCAACCACCUCCUGUUCCUCUACCCUGACCGACCCAAGGAUGAGGUCUUCUCCAAAUAUUACACCCCGCCUCUUUCCAAGGCGGUGGAUGGUUAUGUGAAGCCACAGAUUAAACAAGUGGUGCCUGACUUUGCUACCCCUAAUCCAGACCCAGCCACUGGAAACCCAACCUAUAUGGAUCAAGGUGCCUCCCCAGCACCUGUCAAUCACCAUCACUCCUACGGCAUAUAUCCACCCAUGAGCGACUCGAUGCUGGAUCCAGACGGAGACUUUGACCUGGAUGACACCAUGGAUGUGGCGAGACAUGUGGAGGAGCUCCUCCGACGGCCUGUGGAGAGCCAGUGGGGCGGCCAGCAGUCCUGACCCUUGACCCUUUGACAUGCGACACCACAAAACAAGUCCUGCCUCCAAACUUACCCCUACUCAUGUUGACAUGGUUUAAUUCCUCUCAUCUCACAUUUUAUCAUAUUGCUAUAAUGUGAAAUUGUUAAUAAUGGUUGUGAUCGUUUAUUUUAUUUUUUAUUUUUUUUCCUUUUCGGCAUGAAAACGUGCACGUCCGUGAUUUCUUAUAGUUUGUGUCCAUUUGAGUCUUUGUAAAACAGGCGAGGUAUAAUAAACCUACAAUGUUACAGUUUUGUGAAACAAGGAAAGAAGAAGUAUUGGAUAAGAAGUAUUGUUCAUGCACACGCGCAUGCAUUUUCAAAUUCUUUUAAAGUGAUUUGAAAACUAUACUACUGUGUGACGGUACUUUAGGAGCUGAAUGAUUUUAUUUUAUAUCUCCUGCUUUGUAAAUGGGUUAUCUUUACCUGAUUGCGUCAUCGAUCCUGUUCUUGGACACAAAAAAAAAAGAAAGAAGAAAAAAAAGACUUUAAAGAGAGUUUUGCUUUGGUUCUGAAGAACAUCAUUCGAGUCAUCGCUUGUCAGUUAUGGAAGCGCGUAUACACUAACCUAACGGCAGACUGACGGCGCACACAUCAGCAUAGGCUUAAGAUUUCGUUGUUCUGAUUUGUUCACCAGCUGUAACGGAGAGGAGUGUAUGCACCUCCCUCCCUCUCACAGGGCUAUCCGUCUUCUGUUUGUACACAGAAAUGCAAAUGUCAGCAUUUACCCGGCGCUGCCUGCUUGUCCUCUCAGGUCC
Cololabis saira (Pacific saury) is the source of this 3322-nucleotide messenger RNA. RefSeq names its product signal transducer and activator of transcription 5a (gene stat5a). Lineage: Eukaryota; Metazoa; Chordata; Actinopteri; Beloniformes; Belonidae. The record is from RefSeq and is a predicted model, not a curated record. Gene Ontology annotation, molecular function: DNA-binding transcription factor activity, RNA polymerase II-specific; RNA polymerase II cis-regulatory region sequence-specific DNA binding. The transcript is spliced from 19 exons. The coding region runs from base 187 to 2547 and encodes 786 amino acids. Gene Ontology annotation, biological process: cytokine-mediated signaling pathway; defense response; regulation of transcription by RNA polymerase II.